Knipowitschia caucasica is the source of this 1731-nucleotide messenger RNA. Lineage: Eukaryota; Metazoa; Chordata; Actinopteri; Gobiiformes; Gobiidae. The record is from the annotation of a GenBank genome assembly.
AUGGCGGCGGCCGGAGACAGCAGCGUGAGGAGGAGAAGAGUAGAAACACAGGACAGUACCUCCCCUGGGACACAGAGGACACAGGGGACUGAUGACAGCGCUGCGACGGGGACAGAGAGGGCAGAGGAGCCGGCGCCCCGGUGUCUGAGGCCCGGGACGUACUGGCUCACGCGGAUCGUGCUGCUCCGAGCUGUGGCCUUUAUUUACUUUGUGGCCUUCAGCGUGGCCCUGAACCAGAACAAGGCUCUGAUCGGAGAGCGCGGCCUUCUUCCAUGUAAGGAUUAUCUGAACAGUGUGAAGCGAUAUGUGGGGGGCAGGAUUGGCCUGGAUGCCUUGGUCUACACACCCACCAUCCUCUGGUUCCUGGACUGGAGCCACAUGGACUGGAACCUGGACGCCAUCGCAGUCCUGGGGAUGGUUCUGUCAGGGUUUGUGCUGGUCUCUGGGAUGGCGAACAUGGUGUUGAUGGUUCUGCUGUGGUUGUUGUACCACUCCCUGGUCAGUGUGGGGCAGCUGUGGUAUUCAUUUGGUUGGGAGAGUCAGCUGCUGGAGACAGGGUUCCUGGCCGUGUUCCUGGUUCCUCUCUGGUCUCUGUCGAUGGUUCCUCGCUGUUUGAGCCCUUCCCUCGUCUGUGUGUGGGCCUUCAGGUGGCUCAUCGCACGCAUCAUGUUGGGAGCGGGACUUAUUAAAAUCCGAGGAGACAAAUGUUGGCUGGACCUCACCUGUAUGGACUACCACUAUGAGACCCAGCCGGUCCCUAACCCGUUGUCAUAUUUCCUUCAUCGCUCGCCCUGGUGGAUUCAUCGCUGUGAGACUCUGUCCAAUCACAUCAUCGAGCUCAUUGUUCCUUUCUUCACCGUGAUUGGCCGACGCAUGUGUAUGGUCCACGGCGCCAUACAGAUACUGUUCCAGCUGGUCCUGAUACUCAGUGGGAACCUGAGCUUCCUGAACUGGCUCACCAUUGUUCCCAGUUUGUCAUGUUUCGACGACGCAGCCCUGGAAUUUCUGUUCCGCUCCAAGGGCGGAGCCAAGGACCAGGUUCUGAAGAUACAAGAAGAGACUGAAGCUGGACUAUCACCAAAGACCAGCAGAGGGAUGCAGAUUCGUAAAGUGGUUAAUGUCUCUCUGGGCCUCCUGAUUGGCUGCCUGAGCGUUCCCGUGGUGAUGAACCUGCUCAGCUCCAAACAAGUGAUGAACACAUCCUUCGACCCACUGCGCAUCGUCAACACAUAUGGGGCCUUUGGCAGCAUCACUAAGGAGCGCACGGAGGUGAUCCUGCAGGGCACGUCAGCUGCAGACCCCAAAGACCCCAGCGCUGUGUGGGAGGAGUACCAGUUCUUGUGUAAACCUGGGGACGUGUACAGACGCCCCUGUUUCAUUUCUCCCUACCACCUCCGCCUCGACUGGCUCAUGUGGUUCGCAGCGUUCCAGACGUAUGAACAGAGUGAGUGGGUGAUCCACAUCGCCGGCCGUCUACUCUCCAACGACAGCUCUGUGCUCUCUCUGAUCGACCACAACCCUUUUCAUGGCAGCGCCUCCCCCAGAUGGGUUCGAGGAGAGCACUACAUCUACAGGUUCAGCAAACCUGGCAGCUCCAGUGCCGCUCGAGGACAGUGGUGGAUCAGGAAGAGGAUCGGGCCAUACUUUCCUCCUGUGGACCUGGAGGGACUCCGGGGCUACUUCCAGUCCCGCAACUGGCCCCACCCCCUUGUCCCCAAGGGGAGGAACUAG